AUGUUCCCCAAGUACACAAGGGCUGACAUCCAGAUAAGAGGAUACAAGUAUCUGGAGGUGAUUGCAGUACGUCCAAACGGCGGACUCUCAACUCCGGUAGCGAAUAUCUCGACCCUCCACAAGUUUGCUGCAUUCAAGAAACAAAUACUUGUCUUUUUCUCAGCGAAUUUCUUCUUCUUUCUAAUCCCUCAUUAUUCAACAGCUAUGGCUACAGAAUUUCCCGUAGAAAGCUCGCCAAGCAAAAUGGCCGAGCCUCGAGCUGCACUGAACAUUCGACCGCAUCCACUUCAAAUUAUUACGGACCAAGAAAUAUCGCGGGCUAGGAUAAUUGUUGAAAAUCUGGCGCAAGAGCAGAGUGCGAGCGGCGACAAUGCUACAAGAGUUCGGUACAAGAGCAUCUCGCUUCAUGAGCCCCCAAAGGCGCUACUCUUGCCCUACCUCAACGCCGAAGCAGCUGGAGAACCAAAAUCGGAAAGACCAUUCGUCCCAUGA
Molecule: messenger RNA, 492 nt
Organism: Mytilinidion resinicola
Lineage: Eukaryota; Fungi; Ascomycota; Dothideomycetes; Mytilinidiales; Mytilinidiaceae
Exons: 1
Coding region: 1-492 (163 amino acids)
Biological process (GO): amine metabolic process
Molecular function (GO): quinone binding; primary methylamine oxidase activity; copper ion binding
Source: RefSeq, a predicted model, not a curated record